Erythranthe guttata (spotted monkey flower) is the source of this 2172-nucleotide messenger RNA. Lineage: Eukaryota; Viridiplantae; Streptophyta; Magnoliopsida; Lamiales; Phrymaceae. The record is from RefSeq and is a predicted model, not a curated record.
AUGGGCCAAUUUGCGACCCAAUUGAACGCGAGGCCAGCCGGUACACUACCGUCAAAUACGGAAGACCCUCGAAAGGGCACCAACGAACAAUGCAAAGCCGUCAGUUUGAGGAAUGGAAGACAACUAGAAGAAGUGGCGCAGAAGGCAACAAGCAAGGAUGGGGAGGCGCAACAAGAAAAAGAAGCGGAGACGCUGACAGAUCCACCAGGUGAGAAAAGGGUCGUUGCGCCUAAGCCGACCCCUCAGGUACCUUAUCCUCAACGCCAGAUAAAGGCGAAAAAGGAGUCGUAUUACAAAAGUUUUCUUGAGCAAUUGAAUGAAUUACAUAUUAAUAUUCCUUUUACUAGAGCACUUGAACUAAUGCCUCAUUGGGUGAAAUUUUUGAAAGACAUGGUAUCAAAGAAACGAAAAUUCGGUGAACAUGAGAUGAUAGCUCUAACCGAACAAUGCAGCGCCAUUCUUACUCGCCCCAUUCCACCAAAGCUUGGAGACCCGGGUAAGUUUACGAUUCCAGUCGCUAUUGGAGGUAAGUUCUUUGCAAAAUCUCUCAUAGAUUUAGGUGCGAGCAUUAAUCUCAUGCCUUUCUCGGUUUUUCAAAGUUUGGGAUUAGGAGAUAUAAAAUUGGUAUCUGUGACUUUACAGUUAGCCGAUAGAUCACUCAUAUACCCAAAAGGAAUAGUAGAGGAUGUGUUGGUUAAAGUAGAUAAAUUCAUCUUUCCUGCAGAUUUUGUAGUUCUUGAUAUGGAAGAAGAUAAAGAAAUUCCCUUGAUUUUGGGAAGACCUUUUUUGAGAACGGGUAGAACUAUAAUUGAUGUGUAUAACGGAAUUUUAUCUAUGUCUUUGGGGGAUGAAACGAUUAAAUUUGAUGUUUUCCGUACAAUGAAACACCCUCAAGAGGUUGAUGAAUGCUUUGCUUUUGAUGUGUUAGACCAAUUGAAUUUUGAUUUUGUUGAACCUUUAAUUGCGGAUCCGUUGGAAGCAUCUUUGUGUGUAGGAACAUCAGUUGAAGAAGAAGAAGUGACGGAACAACUAUGUUGGUUGGAUUCGGCAAAGCCGCUGUCAAGACCACGCUUUGAGAGUUUGGAGACGGAGAUCCCGUUAUCUGUCACUUUUAAGCCUUCAGUGAUCGAACCUCCGAAACUUGAGCUUAAAGUUUUACCAUCUCAUUUAAAAUAUAUGUAUCUUGGAGCUCAUGAGACCUUACCUGUUAUUAUUUCUUCAUCUUUGACAUGUCUACAGGAAAAGAGACUUUUGGAGGUCUUGCGAGAGCACAAGCUAGCACUUGGAUGGACAAUUGCCGACAUCAAGGGCAUAAGUCCAACUUUGUGCAUGCACAAGAUCAUUUUAGAGGAGAGCCAUCAAUCUUCGGUGGAACAACAGAGGCGAUUAAACCCCAUCAUGAAGGAAGUUGUGAAGAAAGAAAUCAUCAAGUGGCUAGACGCAGGUAUUAUUUUUCCUAUUUCCGAUAGUGCGUGGGUUAGUCCGGUACAAUGUGUACCCAAGAAGGGGGGAAUGACUGUCAUAAAAAACGAAAAAAAUGAAUUAAUCCCCUCUAGGACAGUAACGGGUUGGCGAAUUUGCAUGGAUUAUAGAAAAUUGAAUAAAGCCACUCGAAAAGAUCACUUCCCGUUGCCCUUUAUUGAUCAAAUGCUUGAUAGGCUAGCUUGUCAAGAAUUUUAUUGUUUUUUAGAUGGGUAUUCCGGUUAUAACCAAAUCGCCAUAGCUCCGGAGGAUCAAGACAAAACCACUUUUACUUGUCCUUUUGGUACCUUUGCUUUUAGACGUAUGCCUUUUGGUUUAUGCAAUGCUCCUGCUACUUUUCAACGUUGUAUGAUGGCAAUUUUUACGGACAUGGUUGAAUGUGGUCUUGAAAUUUUUAUGGAUGAUUUUUCUGUCUUCGGUGAUACGUAUGACACUUGUCUCCAAAUACUGGCUAAGGUUCUUCGCAGGUGUGAAGAGACAAACUUGGUGCUCAACUAGGAAAAAUGCCACUUUAUGGUGCAAGAGGGGAUUGUGCUAGGACACAAGGUGUCAAAGAAGGGGUUAGAAGUCGAUCGAGCAAAAAUCGAGACAAUCGAGAAACUACCGCCACCAAUUUCCGUAAAGGGGAUUCGAAGUUUCUUGGGACAUGCGGGAUUCUAUAGGCGGUUCAUCAAGGAUUUCUCCAAGGUA